Molecule: messenger RNA, 6566 nt
Organism: Colias croceus (clouded yellow)
Lineage: Eukaryota; Metazoa; Arthropoda; Insecta; Lepidoptera; Pieridae
Product: roundabout homolog 2-like
Exons: 11
Coding region: 225-3917 (1230 amino acids)
Biological process (GO): homophilic cell-cell adhesion
Cellular component (GO): plasma membrane
Molecular function (GO): protein binding
Source: RefSeq, a predicted model, not a curated record
CGUUAGGGCGGACCGCUACUUUCCGCCUACGGGAUUUUACUCGUAACUGACUUGUAAUUUUGCGACCGUACCGCUAAUGUAUGUGUGUAUUGUGUUGUGUAAUUGCUGAAAUGUGAACGGACUUGACUGUUUGUUGGAUUAAAUGAGAUGAGAGAGAAAGAAGAAAUAUGAUCACACAUAGAGUUAAAUUAAGGAUUCACACACAGUGGUAGUGCGGUGUCGCCAUGGACAUCUUAAAAUUGGUGACGUCUCUUUUGGGACUGUUCUGUUUUGGUCCAGUCAACGGAGGACUUAGCGACGAUUACAUGGGAAGCGGUGAAGCACCAUACAUCAUCGAACAGCCGCUUGACGUCACCGUAGCGAAGCACCAACCAGCUACUCUAAACUGCAGAGCUGGCGGCUCACCAUCGCCAACCAUACGAUGGUACAAAGGCGGCGUGCUUGUAGUAUCAGAUACACAUAGAAGCUUAUUGCCAGCUGGUGGUCUGUUCUUUCUAAGAGCAACGCAUGGUCGUGCGCACUCAGAUGCUGGCGUGUAUUGGUGCGAAGCCACUAAUCCGUAUGGUACAGCUAGAAGUCGGAAUGCAACACUUCAUGUAGCUGUUCUUCGAGAGGAAUUUCGUUUGGAGCCUGUAACUACACAAACAGCACAGGGAGACACUGUGAUUCUGGAAUGUUCUCCACCCCGUGGUUCUCCAGAACCGACGGUAUAUUGGAAAAAGGACGGACAUAUACUUCACUUUGAUGGAGACUCAAGAAUGCAUUUAGUGGACGGAGGAAGUCUGGUUAUUCAAGAUGCCAGGCAGACAGAUGCUGGGAAAUAUCAAUGUAUCGCAAGGAAUGCUGCUGGUACAAGAGAAUCUACUACAGCAACGCUAAGAGUUCACAUUAAACCGUAUUGGAUAGCGGGGCCCGAAGACGUGGUCGCUCACACCGGUGAGAGCGUGUUGUUUCACUGCAGGGUGGGCGGGGACCCUCUACCUGAUGUGUUGUGGAGGACAACCGCCGGCAGAGGGAACAUGCCACUCGGCCGCGUCAAACUCUUGGACGAUAGAAGCCUGAGGCUCGAUGGCGUGGUUUUAGCAGACGAGGGGGAGUACACUUGUGAAGCUGACAAUGCAGUCGGAACUGUCAGUGCUAGCGGGUAUUUGACGGUGUACGAUCCUCCAUCUGUUACGUUAAAACCAAAUUCAAUCAUUGUUGAAAGCGGCUCAAGUGCGACUUUUACAUGCACUGCCACCGGAAAGCCGGAACCAACUCUUUUUUGGAGUUUAGAAGGAAAUAGAACAAUAAUAUUUCCCGGCACAUCGAGGGAUAAAUAUCACGCAUCUCCCGUUAUAGACGGGGUGACAACACUAACAAUAAACGGAACAAAUAAAAAUGAUAGCGGUAAUACAAUAGUUUGUUCAGCGGUCAACUUCGCGGGCAGUUCGCUCGUUAGAGGAAAAAUAACUGUGACGUCAGACGACGAUCGUCCACCGCCAAUAAUAACAAAUGGCCCCUCUAAUCAAACGUUACCUUUUAAGUCCGAAGCCGAAUUCCCCUGUAAAGCUAUAGGUACACCUGAGCCAAUCAUUGCAUGGUAUUUCGAAGGGGAAGCAUUAAUACAAAAUCAUAGAAGAUAUAUUUCCAGUGAUGGUACAUUAGUCAUAAAAGAUUUGGGUAGGACUGAUAAUGGAACUUAUACAUGUGUGGCCUCGUCACCACAUGGCAAAUAUGUUUGGAAUGGAGUUUUGACUGUAGAUAAUCCCAAAAAUCCAAAUAUUAAUUUCUUUAGAGCAGCUGAUGUAUCAGCUUUACCAGGACCUCCUACAAAACCGCACGUACAUAAUGUAACAAACAACAGUGUUAUUUUAACAUGGAAUCAAAAUAACAAAAUUGGGUCAUCCUCCAUUCUUGGAUAUCAAGUUGAAGUAUUCUCUAGGGAGACACUAUCAGGAAGUAAUACGCCGAGAAACUCAAGAGGCUGGGUUGUUGUUGCUAAGAAAAUAUAUCAAACCCAUUACGUAGUUAGAUCGUUGAUUCCUGGAGUGACAUAUAUGUUCAUAGUUAGAGCUGAAAAUUCUCACGGCUUGUCUGGACCGAGUCCCAUUUCCGACGCUGUGACAUUAGGGGAAGAUGUAUCUAUAUGGGACAAUGGUCCAUAUUCGAAUAAUACUGAAUACAGAAAAAAUAUAAUGACUGAUAGCAUAGUCGAACUCAGAGAAGCAACUGCUAUAGACGCUACAACAAUAAAACUUAUGUGGGCAGUACUAAAUUUCUUUUACUUAGAAGGGUUAUUCAUAUACUACCGACCCUUAGAUAAUUCAACGACUGAAUAUGAUAUGAAAACUAUUUUACAUUCCAACGAUGUAUCGGGAUACGAAAUUACGUCGUUACGAAAAUAUAUGCGGUACGAAUUUUUUCUCGUGCCAUUCUAUAAGAAAUUUGAAGGAAAGCCCUCAAAUUCAAAAGUAGCUCAAACAUUGGACGAUGUGCCGGAUGGUCCUCCAACAAAUAUAGAAAUGUUCAUUGUCAAUAUGACUACGGUUCACUUGAAAUGGCAAGCUCCCGAAUUUCACCUACAAAACGGAGUUAUUACUGGUUACAAUGUGGUGGUUAAUUGGCUGGAUAUACCCGCGAAUAAGUCAAUGAUCGCAAUUAACACCACCGUUCAUCAAGCGACCAGUCUCAUUAUGACAAAUUUGACGUCAGGAGUGAGUUAUUCGGUGCAGAUUGCAGCAGAAACUAUUGUUGGAUUGGGACCUUUUAGCCAAAAAGUAUAUCUCAAUAUUGAUUCAAGAACAAUUGGAUUAGAUCCUUUGUCAAGAUAUCCUAACAACGGAGAAGUAUCUAUUGUUGCGGGAGACUUUGUACUUGAGUCAUGGUUUUAUUUUUUAAUUGGAGCUAUCGUGCUUUUCAAAGUUAUAAUGGUUGCUGGAAUCAUCUACAUUCGUAAAAAUAACAUUUUUACGAAAAAAUCUGCGCUUCCCAAUAUAUACGAUAAUAAUGGAACAAGUUUGGUGACACAAAUGAAUAUAAAAGCUGCGGUUUCAUUGUCUCAUCCAUUAAGUAGCUGCUACAAUAAAAAUACAGUAACUAAAACUGAGUCAUUAUUGUGGAUGGAGAAUCAGCCUGGUUUAUGCAUGUCGACUAAUCAAUCUAAUCAAAGCAAAGACAAGACUAAUUCCGAAUAUGACAAGGUUGCUCAUCCUCUGCCCGAGUAUGCAGAGGUCACAGCAUCCAGGGUUAAUGGGAAUGAAUGGAAUACGAGCAAAACUGCUACAUCUCCUGCCGCAUAUGCUUCCGUGACACUUGUAACUAAUACGAGACAAUGUGUUAGUUCUUUGGGCUGGUUUCCACCCGGUGGAAAGAAUGUCGAUAACUUCGAUUCCCGCUACGCUCCUGAUGAAGAACUUUAUCCAGCUAGUAACGGAGGUUACUAUAAUAGAAACGUAUACAGCGAAAAAUACUUCCAAGGGCAUCCUAAUGUGCUUAAAUUUUAUGACAUACCUUCCUUAGAAAAAACACAAAAGGCUCAAAUACGAUACAAUCAGAGCCUUGAAGAUAGAAAGAGUGAUAAGAACGUAAACAUCGAUGUUACGCAAUCCUUGAUUGGUCGAACGUACGGAAUAAAUUCAAGGAAGAAUUCUGAAUCAGAAUCAACGUAUAGAGCUUUCGGCGAGGACGAAUCCGACGAUGAGAAUUAUGCGGAAGACAAUGGUUACGACGAAUUGCAAGCAAUGCAGCCCCAGAAACAGCGACCAAAACAUCAAUAUGAAAGGCCUAAUUUCGACAACGAUGGGACGAGGACUCUAUCAAGAUUUACUUCGUUCAGGCACGCCCAGAAUGUUCUGAAUGGUGUGACGCAGUCGUCUCUGGCGUCCACUCACUCUGCCCCGACGUCACACCCACGAGUGGACUCAGUGACGCGGUAGUAUCAUGCUUUGCCGGUUUUCGGCGACUUGUGCCAAACAGACGUGUAACCGACGACGAACAAUGUUAUAAGUGAACACGUUUAAAAGCUAACACGGUUCUUCCUUACGCUUAUAUGAACUCUUGAUUUUCCGUCGGUUUUCAGACAUAUUGUGCAGAAGUGAUAUGUGUAUUAAAGACUGUUAUUACGCGUUUCUUUGGCCUAUUAUUAAAUUUUUGGCACUAAUUUAAUAUUACAAAAAAUCUUAUAGAAUUAUUUAUAUUUCAUGGAACUUUAACUAGUCUAUUGUUAUGUAUAUCCUGUGUACAUAAUUUUGUAAAUAGUGUAAAUAUAAAUUAAUUAUUAAUAUUAUUAAAAAAAACGUUUAUUGGACUAUUAUGGGGAUUGAUCAAAUUUAUGUGUCCGUCUGUAUAUCAAUAAACGAAUUUGUAACCGUAUAUAUCAUUAGAUUAGGACUUCGUUAGACACUGGAAAAUUGAACGCUUGGCAAUAAUUUGAGGUAACAUAAUAUUACUAGUGUAAAUAUAGACAUGAAUAUUGAAUACUAUAGAGGCAGACCUUUCACAAACAGUAGCUGUAGCUAGAAAGCGAAUAAAGUGUGACUAGACUAAAAGUGAAGGUAGUUUGAAAUUAUACACAAGUAUUAGCGCAGUUAGGUUUUCAAAUGUUAAAGUAUACUUGAUGAUAAAGCACAAAUUGACUUGAUAUUAGAUUACUUCGUAAUAUAUUUUGUUGAUAGCUAGCGAUACUCGAUUUAGUUUUAUUUAAUGUGCCAUAAGAUUUCCUGGAUAAGAACAUACUUAGUAACAUUCGAGUUGUGAAAAAAAUUCAAAUGAUGCUUUUACAAAAAGAUGUUUAAAUCUACGUAAGUUAAUGUGAUAUGAGUUAUAUUAAAAUCACUUGUUAUAAAAACAAAUAGCACGAUUUGUAUUGCAUAUCAUGUAUUUAGGUAUUAAUAAAUAAUGAAGUGUUAAUAACAUAGGCUUUGAGAUUUAUUAAUUAUCGUAUUAUAUCUAAGCCUAUCAGAAUUAAAAAGCAACUACCUAUUCUUGUAUUAUUUAAGUUUUUUGCCUUUGUUUGUAUCCAAUUAAAGGUCUGAGGACGCUAUUUGAAAACUGGCUUUGAAGAAAUUAACUUAAAAGUAUUACUAAUUAAGAAGAUAAUUUUUAUGAAUACUCAAUGCUAUUUCAACAUUGUUUCCAUUGUUCAUAUUUUGGAUAAAUGAUGCCAAACUAAAAAUACGUUAUCAGUAUUUUAAAAAUAAAGGCGAAGCUUUUGUCAUAUUUCUUUGUUCUUCAGUUAUAAUUUUUAAUUAAACUGAGACCAGUUUAAUUAAAAAUUAUCAAGAUAUCCUUAAGUCCAAUGCUAAUUAUUAACAAGUAUGUAUAAUUUUAUUAUCUUGAUUUUAAUAAGAAAAACUUCAAAUUUGAUCGUCAUUAUUGUAUAUUUAAAAAGUCAAUUAGACAACUGUUGUACAGUUAAAAUUAUACAUUUAAACAAAAACACGCACCGUGUAAGGCAUUUUAUUACAAUAAAACAACACAUUCCCUCAAUAGAAACUGCUUAAACGUUGAUUUUGAACAUGUACGUAUGAGCUAUUGAAUAUAUAAACAAUAAAUUAAUGUAUUUAGAUUCACUAUGGACUGAAUAAUUUCAUUGAUUUUAUAUUGUACAGCAAAUAAUAUUAACAAAAAAUAAUAUUAACAAGAACUGUUGCUUUCUUUUAGAGAAUAGACUUUUCCAGACUCAGUGUUAAGAAAUUAUUCUUCUAGUUCCUAUUCUCAUGAAACAUUGAAUAAAUGUAGAUAUCAAUUUAUUUAUUUCAUGUAAAAUAUACUUUAAAAUAGAACUCUACACAUCACAGACUAUGGCCUAUUAGCAACAUUAUUAAUCGUGUAAAAAGCACUUCAUCAUAUAUUUUCAAGGGUAGUUUAUUAUUUUUAUUAAACGUUUGCAUUUAAAUUAGAUUUUCUAAAUUUAAGGUAUGGUUUUAACGUAUUUCAAAUAUUAUGUAAUUGGUAAGCAAAGUUCAUAAUUUAUCAUCGGAUUGUUUAAUAAAUAUUGUGUGCAAAAAUUUUAUGCAAAUACCAUUGUGAAUAAAAUACGAAAGCUAAAAGGAUUUCAACUAACAUUUACUUUUGUGUAUGUUCAUAGAAAUAUACGAAACACUUGGCUAUUUGAUAUUUUUAUGCAGUAGGUACGCAGUGUAUUUACAGGAACAGAGAAAAGCAAAUUCGUCGUUUUUUAUUUACGAGGUUGUGCAUGAAAAAUCCAUGAUUGCAGACUAUAACCUAAUAAUAUAUCUAUGUUCGCAUUGGAAUAUAAUAUUAUGCGGUUUUUGGUGGAAUUUAUGAUUUUCCAAACGUUUGUAUUAAAAUACAUUAUAAUUAAAAUUAAACCUUAUUUAAAUGUAUUGAUUUUUUUGUAUGAUUGGAUUGAUAACAGUUAUUAUGUAUUUAAACUACUUAAAUUGAACAUAAUACGUAAUUCCAAAGUAUGGGAGAUUUUUGUGUGAAUUUUUUGUAAAGGCCUAUUUGAUUUUAUAAAAUUAUGACGAAAUAGGAUCAACACAAUAAUGUCGACUUAAAUGGAUUUUAAUUUUGUAUUUGUCUAUACAAACCUAUUUUUUAAUAAAAUAAUUUAAUUACUA